Molecule: messenger RNA, 789 nt
Organism: Perognathus longimembris pacificus (Pacific pocket mouse)
Lineage: Eukaryota; Metazoa; Chordata; Mammalia; Rodentia; Heteromyidae
Gene: Slc51b
Product: solute carrier family 51 subunit beta
Exons: 4
Coding region: 391-789 (132 amino acids)
Biological process (GO): bile acid and bile salt transport
Cellular component (GO): plasma membrane
Molecular function (GO): transmembrane transporter activity; protein heterodimerization activity
Source: RefSeq, a predicted model, not a curated record
GCAUCCUGGAGCUCCCCGCCACCCCCUGGCCCCAGUGAAGACGGAGCACCCUGAGUUCCCCCCAUCCCAUUUCCGCCCAGUUGUCAUCUGAGGCCACCCAGUCAAGAGGUCAGUCACCCACGGGGGCAGCACAAGCCUGGGCGUGGAGGGAAAGGCAGCCACAGCUCCCACAAGCAGCCCCAGGUGACAGCUGCACCUUCCUGGGGAGAAGACAGGUGCAGACCACGCUGUUCCUGUGACGACUGAUCCCCGCAGCACCCAGGGACCCAGGAUCAAGGGUCUUCCAGGCUCCUCUGCUCUGAGGCUGGGACCUAGAAGGACAGGAGGGCAGCUGGGACUAAGGGACCAAAGACUUGGUGCCAGCGACAUACCCCAACCAGGAGCUGGGACAUGGAGCACCAAGAGGAGGCCAUGGCAGCCCCAGCUGGCACUGCGGUGCCCCAGGAGCUGCUAGAAGAAAUGGUUUGGUUGUUUCGUGUAGAAGACGCGUCUCCUUGGAACUAUUCCAUGCUUGCCCUGACAGCCUUGGUGGUGGUGAUUAGCAUGUUCCUCCUGGCAAGGAACAUCCAGGCCAACAGACAACAGAAGAGGCAGCCACCAGAAAAAGAAACGCCGGAAGCCCAGCAGUUGGACGAUUUUGGAGCCAAAGCCAACAGCAGCCUCAAUUACCACCUGCCAGAGACCUGGAUCUCAGGAAAGCCCAACCUGGCCCCGGGGAGCACGUUCGAGGCCGGAGAGAGAGAGGGCUCCCUGGCGCUCCUUCCCGAUGCCGCGGAAAGCCAGAGCUAG